AUGUCGGAAGAAGAUAAAGUCUGCUCAUUUUUCAAGAAAUCCAACAGGAAACGUCCACAAAGUAGAAUGAAGAGGCCACCAUCUCACUCCAAUUCAGAAGACAGUGAAGAUGGAAGCGCUGUGGUAAGGAAAGAAAGAAAAACGGAAAUUGGAAAGCCACUCCUUCAAAAGACUCGUAAAAGAGGCCUUCGUGAUGACGAUGAGGUUUUAAACGAAAACAAUAGCAACGAAGAGGAUGAUAAUUUACCAGUAGCAUUCUCCUAUAAAUCGACUCGCUCAGCGAAAGCAACUGGUCCUGACGAUAUGGGUGCUACGUUAACCAACGAAGUUGACACUGAAAUCGAUCGAGAUGCUAGAGCAAUAUUUGAGAAAAGCCAAAAAAUUAACGAAGAACUGAAAGGAAAGGAAGAUGACAAAAUUUAUAGAGGAAUCAACAAUUACGCGCAAUAUUAUAAACAGCGCGAUACAGCACAAGGAAAUGCUUCAAGUAACAGUGUACGAAUUGGUCCAAUUCGUGCACCUGCUUACUUGAGAGCCACAACUCGCUGGGAUUAUCAGCCUGAUAUUUGUAAAGAUUACAAGGAAACAGGCUAUUGCGGUUAUGGAGAUAAUUGUAAAUUUCUUCACGAUCGCGGAGACUACAAGCAUGGCUGGCAGUUAGAGAGAGAGUCGACUGCUAACUUCAAUGACGAAGAAGACGUGCACAAAUAUGAAAUAUCGGAUAGUGACGAUGAACUUCCUUUUGCUUGUUUUAUCUGUAGGGAGUCGUUUAAGAAUCCAGUGGUCACCAAAUGCCAACAUUACUUUUGCGAGAAAUGUGCUCUAGAUCAUUAUAGGAAAACGCAGCGAUGUUUUGUUUGUUCGGCUCAAACCGGUGGGAUUUUUAAGCCAGCUAAAGACCUUAUAGCGAAAUUAAAGAGUGUAAAAGGAGAUGACGAUGAAGAAAAUGACAAUUCAUUGGAUGAAGGCGACUAA
Trichoplax adhaerens is the source of this 975-nucleotide messenger RNA. RefSeq lists its product as uncharacterized. The record is from RefSeq and is a predicted model, not a curated record. Gene Ontology annotation, biological process: snoRNA splicing. Gene Ontology annotation, cellular component: U2-type spliceosomal complex. Gene Ontology annotation, molecular function: metal ion binding. The transcript is spliced from 8 exons. The coding region runs from base 1 to 975 and encodes 324 amino acids. Lineage: Eukaryota; Metazoa; Placozoa; Uniplacotomia; Trichoplacea; Trichoplacidae.